Messenger RNA from Rotaria sp. Silwood1, 900 nucleotides. Lineage: Eukaryota; Metazoa; Rotifera; Eurotatoria; Philodinida; Philodinidae. The record is from the annotation of a GenBank genome assembly.
AUGACAUUCUUUCCAAUUCGUCGUUAUCUUCUUUUCGACGAUCCGUUUGAUCGAUUCUUUGGUGAUCAAUUGGAUUUCUUCGAUCCAUGGUAUGAUUUUGAUACAUUUCCAUCAGCUCUUUCUAUUCGACCAAAUGCUUUUCGAUGGAUCAAUGAACCAUAUCGAUUAACACAUUCAUCAAGUAAUAAAUCACAAGAUAGCAAAAGCCUAACACCAACAUCACGAUCACCAAAUGCUGAAAAAUAUCGUGUUCAACUCAAUGUAGCUGGUUUCAAUCCAGAAACAAUUAAAACAAAAGUUGACGGUAGAAAAGUAAUUGUUGAAGCUAAACAAGAAGAUCGUCAAUCUGAUGGCGAUUAUAAUAUUCGAGAACUACGAAAAACAUAUGAAUUACCUGAACAUGCUGAUUCUACACGUUUAGCUUCAUAUGUAACUCCAAAUAAUAUGCUUGUCAUUGAAGUACCUAUUCAUAAUCCAAAAGCAGAGCGAUGGGUUGCUCAAGCAAAGAAUGAUAAUCAAAGUUUAGCACAAUUUGGUCAAUAUCGUGAUCCUCUGUUUGAUUAUGUUGGAUUUUUGACUGGUUCAGAUUUUCAACCACGUAUUGUUGAUAAAGAUAAUAAUCAAAAACAACUUGAAAUGUCAAUCGGAAUGAAGAAUUAUCGACCAGAUGAAAUAAAAGUAUCAGUUAAAAAUAAUGAAUUAAUUAUUCAAGGUGAACGUCAACAUACAGAUAAGAAUCGUUCAGAACGAUUCUUCUUCUUUAAAUCCACAACAUUACCACCUGGUACACAAAUUGAUCAAUUACAAUCAAGUUUAACUGAUGAUGGACAAUUGAAAAUCGAAGCACCGUAUAUUGAACAAAAGGAAGCGACAAAAUCAAUUGAAAAUCAGAAGAAAUAA